UCAUGUAAACUUGAAUGAGGUCAAUUUGAUGCACCUGGUUUCCAGGCAAUUAAUUAGGAACCAAUUAGCUUUGCUAUUUAUCUACUUGAGAUUCACACAACUGGACUGUUUGUUUUACUGCUGCAAUGGGACGAAAUUGUGCAGCAGUCAGCAGUAUGUUUCUACUGCUUGCUGCUCUUUUCUCCAGUGAUGGGCUGCUUUGUAACUACUGCCCCCUGCAGGUCAAAGACAAGAUCUGCCCCAACAUCACCACAGCAUGUAGGCCGCAUGAGCGCUGUUUCUCCAGCAGAGGCCGUUACGGACGUGUCCACGUGCUUUCUGGUCAGGGCUGUGUGGCAGAAGAGCUCUGUGAUUCACAUCAAACACUUAUACACAUGAGCGUGGCCUACAAUGUCACCUACAUGUGCUGUUGUUAUAACCUCUGCAAUGACGCCCCUACAGCAGAUAACCUCCUCAAACAGUUACUCGGGCUAACCACUGCUCCUGCUAACAAUAUCAGCAACGCCCAUCCUUUCAAUCUCUGUCCAGAGAAUUAAUGCUUUAACGUUAUCAUGGAUGAUGUAAAGCUGAUGUGAAAGUGGGAUUUUAUUGCAUGAUUGCUUGUAUGAAUAACUUGAUCAUUUUAUUAAUGCCAGAAUGAAAUCACACGUCUCAUAAACAUCAGCUGGUUUUUCAGUCUGGAAACUGAGAAACUUUGUAAUAAAACACAUGCUGCUUGAGUUUGAAAA
Misgurnus anguillicaudatus (oriental weatherfish) is the source of this 728-nucleotide messenger RNA. The record is from RefSeq and is a predicted model, not a curated record. Lineage: Eukaryota; Metazoa; Chordata; Actinopteri; Cypriniformes; Cobitidae.